Molecule: messenger RNA, 4209 nt
Organism: Rana temporaria (common frog)
Lineage: Eukaryota; Metazoa; Chordata; Amphibia; Anura; Ranidae
Exons: 15
Coding region: 335-3520 (1061 amino acids)
Source: RefSeq, a predicted model, not a curated record
CCUUCUCCUGGCUUUCUGGGAAUGAAGGGAGGAGAACAGGAAGCUGGGAAGGGGCUGGAAGCAGAAUCUGGGUCAGACAUGCGGUGGAGGAGGCAGGAUGAUCAUUUGUGACUUCUUCCAGAUUCGGACGCCAGGAUUCGCAGGAGCUGAGCGCAGAUGGCUGGAUGUGUAUUCCAAAAAUGUCGAAGCACAUGUCUUAGAACACUUUCUCCAGACAUUUGUUCACGCUGUUCUGUCUCCAUAUUCCAUUGACGCCAAACUGUUUUAAACUGUUUGUCACCAUUAAUCAGGACACGUAAAAACAACUUGUCAAUUUUAAAACAGAGAUAUCAAUAUGGUGGCCUUAAAGUCUUCAGUAAUAUGGUUAUUAUGGACAUUGUUGAUGGUGAAAUCCCAAAACCUUAUUAAGAACCUCAAGGAAGUAAACUUGGAACACCAACUACUAAUUAGCGAAGUGAAUCCGGAUAACCCAGGUCAUGACACAGCUGAAUUUAUUGAACUUCGCCACACUAGUGGUCAGAACGUCUCCCUUGAUGGCUACACACUGGUCUUGUACAACGGAAAGACAAACACAGCCUACAAAGUGUUCAACUUAAUGGGAUAUUCCACAGAUAAGAAAGGUUUCUUCCUAAUUGGGUCAUGGACAGUCAAACCCAACAUUAUUCUACCACCCAACACCAUCCAGAAUGGACCCGAUGCCAUAGCUCUUUAUUUUGGAAAGAAUCUUUACAAAGAGUCAAUGCAAGUUACUAGUGAUGGGUUAGUUGACGUGCUUGUGCAUAUGUCUAGGAGUUAUGACCAAGCUGAUGGUCUUCUUAAAAUCCUCUCACCGGGGAAGGAGGCUUUCCUGGAAGAUGCCAAUUUUCACACAGCUGAUGAAUCCAUCGGGAGGUGCCUGGACAUAGGAGGUCAAUGGACUUUUCACUUGACACAUCCCUCCCCGGGCAGUGAGAAUCACUGUAAGGGCUUUCCAUUCAUGAUCAAUGAGGUCUCAUCACCUUAUGCUGAAGAUCUGUAUGUGGAGAUCCGUGGACCACCAUCCACUUCACUCUCUGGAUUAACUAUAGGAUUUAUUAGUGGUAUGGACCAGCAAGUCUAUUUUUCUACGGAUAUCAGGGGCCAAACUGAUCCCAGUGGAUUGUUUUUGCUUGUGAAUGAGAAGCACGACAAUCGAGCUCAGCAGACUCUUCCCAACAAUGCCCUCCUGUUAAAAAAGGGAGGUGGUGCUGUAGCUCUGUACUUGGGGAAGAAUAGCGAUGUUUUGCUGAAGAAUCGAUAUACCACCAGUGGUUUAAUGAAUGCUUUAGUAUACGGUGAUUAUGAAGACAUGGGACUCCAUCCCCUUCAGGACCUGACCACAGGCAAUAAUAUCAUUUACUGGCAUACAUGGGACGUAAAUAUAUCUGCCAGCCUUUGUAGCCAAGGAGAGGGCAUGCCUGCACUGUUCAUGCUCGGAGGCAGCACUCCUGGGCAAGUUAAUGACUGCCCCCCUGUGGCUGCCCACCAGAAUGUAACACUGUGUUUCAAGAUAAAUUCUGACUGCUCCCUCUGGAAGGGUGGUGAGGACCUCUCCGACCUUCUGACCGCUGUGAUUCAGUCAUUACAGACUCACUGCAAAUGUCAUGUAUCUGCCAGCAUGUUCACAGAUGCCAGUCUUGCCUGUCAACCUCACUUGUUGACUCUUCAUGCCAAGCAAAACGCAACAUUGACUCCUCAAAGUAUUGACCUGGACGAUAUCCAGCUGUAUGUAACAACAGGGAUUGAACUGAAUGUGCGCAAUAAGAGUGCCACGGUGACAUCAGUCUGUUCCCAACCCACGACAAUCCCAACCACGCCUACAGAAAUGACUACAACUGCCCCUCCACCUUUUAAUCCUGGCCUCCUACUCAUUAAUGAAGUCAAUCCCAAUACUCCAGGCUCAGCUGAGGAUAUGGAAUAUAUAGAACUUUACCACACAAGCAACAGUUCCGUUAGUUUGGCAGGCUACUGGCUGGUCUUAUACAACGGGAAGAACAACCUGGCCUACAGCAUCCUCAAUCUGAAAGGCUACAACACGGACAAGAAUGGCUACUUCCUGAUUGGCAGCACCAAGAUGACGCCAAAGCCUCACAUUCCGCUACGUGCCAACACCAUUCAGAACGGGGCAGAUGCCGUUGCGCUGUAUUACCGUCUGGGGAAGGCUGGCUAUACUCCAAAUAUGCCUGUGACAGCAGAUGGGCUGAUAGAUGCCAUGGUAUAUGUAUCUCAAGCAAAGGAUGAUGCCUCUGGCCUCUUGAAGGUUUUAAGCCCGGGACAGGAAGCUGUACAUGAGGAUGAGAGGUUUAUACUGGAAGAUGAAUCAUUGAGUCGAUGCCAAGGACUGAAGCCGCUGGACCACUCUGCCUAUCAGAUCACCAAGAUCACCCCCCUUACUAAGAAUGACUGUGAGGCUCUAAAUAUAAUCCCAUUUGGCACCUCCAAACCCAGAACAUCUUCUCAGCCUGCUACACCUACCUCCCCUAUGACUCUUCUGAUCAGUGAAGUGGGGGUAAUGCGUGGAUCUGAACCAUAUAGCUUCAUUGAGCUAAAGGGACCUGCCGGAGGACGCAUCCGGGAUUACACUCUGGUCAUGUACAAUAGAGACGGAAAGAUUUUUGAGAAGAUUGGUGUGCAAGGCGUGAUUAAAAACAGUGGACUGUACGUGAUCAGCACCAAUGGCACGGGUGAUCAGCAGCUCCCUGUUUUCUCCAGGCCAUACACGCUCAGUUCUGAGGCCAUAGCACUCUAUAAGGGAAGCCCUGAAUCAUUUUCUAUAGGGUCCGCCUUGAGCCAAAAGGAUUUUGUGGAUGCAUUUGUUUAUACGUGGGAAAGUAACACACCGUCUGAUGUUCUCAGAAGCCUGAAUACACUGUCCACCAUAUUGUAUGGAGAACACUGGUUAGUGUCGAUAAGCCGUUGUAGUCUCACCGAUGGAUCCUCUACUGCACUACUGCCUGUCCAACAACCCAGCCCUGGCUCAGAAAACAUUUGUCCCUCCACGGUCACCUCCAUAAAGCUUGACCUGUGUAUGAAGGACUCCAACCUAGAUUGCUCUGAAUGGAUGACGAUGGAGCCUUUUACACUGGACAAAAUUAAAAUCCUGCUAAGCCAUUCCAUUGAAAAUCACUGUUUGUGUUCUGUACCUCCUUCAUAUAUACAAGAACUGAAUGUCAUGUGUAUGCAGGGCAAGCUGUCCCUCUCCGCUGACAUCUUGAGUACUUACAGUGACCAAAUCCUUAUACAUAGAUGGAACAAUGACCUCGUCAAUCAUUCUCAGGUCUUUGCCUUCCAGGACAAAUCCCUUGGGUCUUUUACAGGAUGCCUAAUGGCGGAAAAGAGACAAGGAUCUUUUAAGGUUUGGCAGGUCUGUCUUCUGGUGCUGCUGUUGCUGCUAAUAAUAUGUGGAGCAGUCGGAUUUAUAAUUUACCUGCGCAAGAGAACGCCACAGAACUACACUAGCAUUGAAAUGAAUGCACACAGAGAAUUGACUCUAGACUAUUGACAAGCAGAGAAAAUAGGCAAAGAGACUAUGGACCAAAUAAAGAGGCCUGUUGUAGGCCAAACUAUUCUGUAGGCUUAGCCUAAUAAGCAUGGCUUUGUUGGGUCAGCGUUGCAGCUUGCAACACCAAAGAAGAAUCUGCACCCUCCAAAACCAGAGCAGGAACUUGAUGCACCUAUUGCAUAUAUGGGACUACACUCCUCUUGGAAUAUGGAAAAGGAGACCAUUGUUUGGUUUUGGAGCAGAAAAAAAUAUCUGUUGCUUUGUAUGAAAGUUACUUUUUAUAACAGUUGCAACUAUUGCCAGUUGUGGAACAUUUCUAAAGUAGACUAUAAAGACUGCUAAUCUCUUGGUACUUCAUGCUGAUCACAGAUUUAAGACAAGAACAUGUUUGGUAACAUCUUCACAAGUAUGAAAGCAGAUCUUCCAACAUGGCCAACUCCAGUAUGUACACAGUAUAUCAAGCUUCUAAAGUUCGCUUCACAUUUCAAAUUAGAAUCUCAUGUUAAGUCAGUGAAUUCACGUAAAGUCAUGAAAUUAUACCAUUUCAGGAAAGAAAUAGGAGAUCUUCCAAUAUUGUCUUAAAAAUUGCUUAUGUUGACUAUUUUCCAACAAAUGCUUGUGAACCUCUGUUCCCAAUAAACCCCAACAGUCAUGGGUGACCCUAAUAUGGUAAGCUGACUGGAUAUCCA